UCCACUUUUUCUACUUUUCCUUUCUUUUCCUUAUAUCUUUUCUCAUCAUCUUCUAUAUAUAUAAAUAUAUAUCUCUUUGUUUUUUUUUUUGGUCCUAAUUAAUCCAUCUAUAUUCCAAUUCUUCAUUAUCAUCACUAAUUAACUAGCUAAUUACCACCUAUACCCUUCUUUGGUCUGGCGCAGCUUUUUAAUUUUUAUAACUAAUCUUCUAAUCAUCAUCAAAGCCGCCCAAAAAUUAAGAAAUAUAUAUAAUAAUGAAGGAGAGUGGUAGAAAACAAGGUGCGAUGUCACCAUGCGCGGCGUGCAAGCUUCUGCGGCGGCGGUGUGCGCAGGAUUGUGUGUUUGCUCCGUACUUUCCCGCCGACGAACCCCAGAAAUUCGCGAGUGUUCAUAAGGUCUUUGGUGCUAGCAAUGUCAACAAAAUGUUACAGGAACUACCAGAAGACCAGAGAAGUGAUGCAGUGAGCUCAAUGGUAUAUGAAGCAAAUGCAAGAGUGAGAGAUCCAGUUUAUGGGUGUGUUGGAGCCAUAUCAUCCUUACAACAACAGAUCGAUGCUCUCCAAACCCAAUUGGCUCUAGCACAAGCCGAAGUAGUCCACAUGAGAAUGAGCCAGUUCUCUCCCACACCCAAUCAUAAUAAUAAUCCUCAUCAAUCUACUGAUAGUAUUACUACUCAUCAUCAUCAUCAUCAUCCUACUACUGAUCAAAAUAAUAAUAAUAAUAAUAAGCACCAUAUUAUGUCUAACACUACCUCUCAUCACCAUCAUCUCCAUCAUCAAACCAAGUCCUUUUUUAGCUUGGACAUGGCAGUAGAUCAUCAUCAGGCUAAUAUGGGAGAGUCUUUAUGGUCAUGCUAGCUAGUCUACUUAAUUAUUAUUAUUAUUAUUAUUACUAUAGCUUUGGCUACCUUAAUCAAUAUUCCUAAUCACUUUAUUAUUAUCUGUUAUUUUCUUUGUUACCAUGAUCAUGGCCCAUGCUUUAUUAUUGUCUGCCUCUUUUUACUUUUUUUUUACAUGAUAUAUAUAUAUAUAUAUAUAUUUAUAGAUUUGUGCU
Humulus lupulus (European hop) is the source of this 1053-nucleotide messenger RNA. RefSeq names its product LOB domain-containing protein 4-like. Lineage: Eukaryota; Viridiplantae; Streptophyta; Magnoliopsida; Rosales; Cannabaceae. The record is from RefSeq and is a predicted model, not a curated record. The transcript is spliced from 3 exons. Bases 255 to 857 code for a protein of 200 amino acids.